AUGGAGUGCCAGAAGCAUGCAUGUGGGGCUCUGGAAACGUGCAGAGUUGUGGGCGGCUUGCUGGGCUGUUACCCGGCGACCUUUGGCAACUCCUGGGUGUUUGGGGACCCCCAUUACGUCACUUUUGAUGGGGUCGCAUUUGACUAUGAGGGAACGUGCAAAUACACGCUGAGCAAGUACUGUGCCCCCCAGGGAGCCCUCCCUUACUUCGCCAUAAAAGUGGAGAACGAACACCGGGGCUCCUUGGCCGCAACAUGGGCACGUCUGGUGGAGAUAGACGUCUAUGGGGAGCACAUUGCCGUAGCGGCUGGUCAGUAUGGCAAAGUGCAGGUAAGGACCUUGUCCGUAUUCUUUCCUUGUCUCGUUCCACCUGGCAUUAUUUUCUUUUGCAUGGCGGAAAAGGAUCUCAGUGGUUGGAUGCACAAACACUUGGGCAGGCUUGGCAGAGGAGGAGGAACACGGGCUGCAUGCAGAUGCAGACCUGGAUCCCUGUUGUCACACUCAAUGGGAUGCAUGUUCUUAAUUGUGUGUUUUAUUUAUCUGAUGGGAUUUGUAUACUAGUUAAUCGUAGGGUUGCAAUUUGUCCGGAACUUCCCAGGUACAUCCUGAAUACUGCACGAUAGCAGUGUCCGGGCGAUAAAAUGUCGGUUGUGUCAUUUUCACUGAUUUUCCUUAAAAGUAGCUCAAAAGCGUCAUUUUUUGUGAUUUUGCCAAAAAAACCCCAACAGUCAACAACUUUGGCACAAAACAAAAAACUCAACAACUUUUCUCUCUGGAUUUUCACUGUCUGGAUUCUUAUAAGCAGUUUACAGAAAAUAAAAUGCACAUUAAGAUUAUAAGUAAAAGUCAUUUAACCUACUUUUUUUUUUACAACAUAUAAAUAAAAUCAGCUAUUUAAAAAAAGAUACGUUGUUUUCAGCACUACACCUCCAGCAUCUAUCUGAAUUAGCCACUGCCUUUCUAUACAGAUAUUGUGCAGUCCAAGGGCUGGUGUCCGUCCUGGGUCUCCUGCAAGUGUGAUUCCCGAAUCAGCAGGGGGUGCACACAUAGAACCCUUCCUGCGUAUGAAUUACCCUUUGCUACAAAUGGUUGUCACCUAUACUCUUGAAUUCAUAUUGCAACUUAAGCCAGUGGCGCUUAUUUGGCUGGUACAAUAUCUUACUUACGAGUCUUACUUUGGAUCUAGCCAGUGCUUUUUUUCUGGGGGGAAAGCAGGGGUUUGCAUACCCCCUUAAACAUUUUGUGAAUCUAAGUUUGGCCUCAUUGAGGGGCAGUAUUUCAAUAUGAGUAGGAAAAUGAGAGUACCCAUACAUAUUUUUUUUGGAGGGGGGAGCGCCUGGAACUAGCUUUUUAUUGUAGCUUUGCUAGGAUGUACUGAACCAGCAAAUUCUGAAGAUGCCAAGGUUUGGCCAGUGAGAAAUUGUGCAAUGGUAAAACCUUCAGAAGGUAUUACAUCCACAACUGAAAUGUUUACUUGCUUAUUAAUCAGGAGAGAGAAAAAAUAAAGUCGUACCUUGGUUUUCAAACAGCUUAGUUCUCAAAUGUUCUGGCUCCCGAAACCUGGAAGUGUGUGUUUCGGUUUGCGAACUAUUUUUGGAAGCUGAACAUCCGACGGUGCUUCCGCGGCUUCCGAUUGGCUGUAGGAGCUUCCUGAAGCCAAUCAGAAGCCACACAUUGGCUUUCAAAUGUUUUGGAAGUCGAACGGACUUCCAGAACAGAUUCUUUUCGACUUCCAAGGUACGACUGUAAUGUGGAGCUCAUUGUUCAAGAGUUCUCUAGUGGGAUGUGCCUUGGGGUUCCAGUGUGAGGGCUUCCUCUAUGGCUUAUUCAGUCCACAAUAACUUACUGGCUUGCUUAAUAUGUAAAGUGAGUGUGCUGCACCCUUUUGUUAAGUGAUGGAAGGAAUGUAACUCUGGGUUAAAUUGGUUGCGGUGGUUGCUAUUCAGUAAUCCCCUGAGAGCACUCUGUGGUCCAACCACUAAUAUGCGGCAUAAUCUAUCUGACAGAAAUGUGGGUAGAGAAAACCACAUCAGUAAUUUUUUAUUAUUAUUGAAAUCAAUAAAGUGGUUUGCUCAUUAAAGUAGGCUUGGCUACGUCCAACGACAAUUCGGCUUGAGAAAUGUAUGCUGCACCAGCUUUAAAAGUGCCUUGAUAGACAAAUCACACGCACCUCUACUAUACUUGUUUGGGAAAUGGGAGGAAAAGGACUGGGCUGCAACAGAGCCAUUCCCCUCUAGGAACAUUGGAAGCUGCUUUUAAUGAGUCAGACUGCUAUUCCACCUGGCUGAUUGUGCAUGCUGAUUGGCAGUGGCUCUCCAGGGUUUCAGGUAGGGAGUCCCUAACUGCCCUAGGUGGAGAUGGUGGGGAUGGAACCUGAGGUCCUCUGCAUCUUCUAACACUGAGCUACUGCCAUUACCAAAAAAGUAAUGGAUGGUGGAAGGCUUCCAAAAAGAUUGACGAUCGUCAGAGUUGGGAAGGAUGGUCUAUUGUGACAAGCGGACGCUCUCCGGGAUGUCAACCCUACUCAGAGAUGCAAGGGAUUGAACUGGAACCUUCUGCAUGUGAAGUAUGUAUAGAUGGAGCAGCUAUGGCCUUUAUCCAUCUAGGCUGAGUUGUGUUUGCCCUGUGCACUGAAGUAUCGUUACAACAUUUUGUCCUGCCUCUCCUCUACGUAGCUCUAUACUUCUCCCAUUUUAAAAACACCAUUAAGUUGUCUGAAACCACAUGCCCCACCCAGAACUUGCGAUGGGUGAACUUGUGGCUGGACCGUGUUGCUGAACUCCAACUCCCAUCAGCCUCAGUCAGCAUGGCCAGGGAUGAUGGGAGCUGGAGUCCAUGAACAUCUGGAGGUCACCAAGUUGGGAAAGGCUGUCAUGAAGGCCGCUUAAGGAUUUGGGCCUGUCAUUCACUGUGAAUGCAGCCGUAAUGGUCUGAGAAAGACAUCUCCCUGCCUUUCUUUCCAUUUAGCUGAACGGCAUCCUCCUCCAGCUGCCUUUCGACUUCGGAAACGGGAAGAUCUAUGGCUACUAUAGUGGCUUCUCUGCCAUCAUCCAGACCGAUUUUGGCCUCUUUGUCUCUUACGACUGGUCCUACUAUGUGUCAUUUUCUGUCCCCAAGUCCUAUUCCGGACUGCUCUGCGGCCUCAGUGGAGACUUCAAUGGGAAUCGGAGCGACGACUUCAAAAGCCCCAAUGGCACUGUGCUCUCGGAUGCUGCCGCUUUUAGCAAUAGCUGGAAGGAGGCCAGCUCACCUUUCCACUGCACAGUUGUUGGGUUUCCGCCACGCUGUGACGAAGACCUGCUAGACCGGUACUCCUCUGUGAGCUCCUGCGGAAUCAUCCGCGAUCCAGAUGGGCCAUUUAGACUCUGCAGUGACCCCGAUGUGACACAGGCCCACUUCGAGAGCUGCGUGAAGGACAUGUGUGUCACGAACGGCAGCAAUUUGUGUGAGGUCCUGGGCACGUAUGCCCAGCAGUGCCAAAUUCACGGAGCCAUCAUUCAGCCCUGGAGGGAGAUCACUGGGUGUGGUAAGGGAUUGACAACUGACAUGUGAACUGCAAUAGCAAUACUGGUCACAGUGUUUUAGAGCAGUUAUGCUAUGAUUUCUAGAACGAGAAAGAAAAGCUUAUUAAGUGGUCCACUGGGACCCCCAACAAUUUUUUCAACUGGUUUACAGAGGGAGAAGAAAAAAGUUUGAGAAUCACUGCUUUAGUGUAUUCAGAGAAUUUUGAACACAUUUUCUCACUCAUCCUUACAACAGUCCUAUAAGGGGUGUGUGGGGGGGUGAGGUUGGGACUGAGAAAUUAAGGCUGGUAGAAACAGCAUCAGUGCCUGCUAAAGCCACAGCACCAAAACAAAGUUUGCCACUGAAGUCUGCUCUGCAAUCCUUUUUAAAAAUAAAAUUAAAAAGUUGCAUCUGCCAGAUGUCCAUUGCAAUCAACUCCUCUACAAUUUUGACCUAUUUACUGAUAGCAGAAUAGUUUCUUUAAUUACUUUAGUAGUUUAUAAUAAUUUCAAAGGUAAUUAAAGCUAGGAGGUGCAGCUGGCCUUUUCCCUGGAGAUUAAUUUCCAGUAUCAUAAGCAGUAGGGACGCGGGUGGCGCUGUGGUCUAAACCACUGAGCCUCUUGGGCUUGCCGAUCAGAAGGUUGGCGGUUUGAAUCCCCGCGAUGGGGUGAGCUCCUGUUAUUCAGUCCCAGCUCCUGCCAACCUAGCAGUUCAAAAGCAAGUAGAUAAAUGUGCAAGUAGAUAAAUAGGUACAGCUCCGGCGAGAACGUAAAUGGUGUUUCCAUGCGCUGCUCUGGUUUCGGUGUUCCAUUGCACCAGAAGCAGCUUAGCCAUGCUGGCCACAUGACCCGGAAAGCUGUCUGUGGACAAACGCCAGCUCCCUCGGCCUGUAAAGCGAGAUGAGCACCACAACCCCAGAGUUGUCUGCGACUGGACUUAACUGCCAUGGGUCCUUUACCUUUUUAUCAUAAGCAGUGCUUGGACGCAUGCUGUAAUUUCUCCUCACUCCUGGUUCAUGCAUCUUUCAGAUAGGAUUUCUCUAUUCCCUCGACAGCAAGCAUCUAGGAGUAAAUGCUUGUUAUCUCUGUCCGUGGAGAUAAGAACAACAGAUAACUCUGUCACAAUUAUUCACCACUUAAUUACAACUUUUGAGGAGCUCUGAAAGCUGCGACCGACCUGCUCAGCUCCUUCCCGGAAGUCGGUCUCCUCUACAGUGUUGAAGGAGCUGCGCUUUUGCAUUCUCAAUAUCUUUUCGUUUGUGCUUGUUUCAGAGUUGCGCUGCCCUGCCAACAGCCACUAUGAGCUCUGUGGACCUUCCUGCCCUGCUUCUUGUGCCCACCCAGCUGUGCCCUCUCGUUGCCGGACUGGGUGUGUCGAAGGGUGUCCAUGCAACCCUGGCUUCGUGCUAAGUGGCACUGAGUGUGUGCCUCGCCAGCAGUGUGGCUGCACUCACGGUGGAAGAUACUACCUGACUGAGGAAACCUUCUGGCAAGGAGAAAACUGCAGUAGCUUUUGCCGCUGCGAUAGCACCACCCAUGCCGUCAUGUGCACCCUCUCAUCCUGUAGUCCUGGAGAGUUCUGUGGCAUUCGCAAAGGCGUUUAUGGUUGCCACAAGCUGUUGGGUGGCACUUGUUGGGCUUCGGGGCAUCUCCACUACACUACAUUUGAUGGCCGGCAUUAUGACUUCUGGGACACCUGCAAGUACAUAUUUGCAGAGCUGUGUGCGGCAAACACAUCUUUACCCUUCUUCAGGGUUGAGGUUAAGAACGAGAAGCUGCACAACAGAUCUUUGUCUGUGACCUCAGAGGUGUUUGUGCAAGUGGGCACCCAUCAAAUACACCUGCAGAAUAGACGCCGGGGAACCGUCAAGGUAAAGAGCAUGGGGGAAAGCUCUUAAGCAGCGGCAAGCAGCCUUUUUGCUCCUACAGCAUUGGCAGGGGUGGGGCCACACUAAGGAGCUGCAUACAGGCUUUCCCUGCCAUGUAGGGGGCGGGGGGAGAAGACCCUCCCCUAGUGGCGGAGCUUCAUGCUCUGGCACCGGGGGGCGCAGAGCAGGCAGGGGCAGGGCUAGUGCACAUUCCAGAGGAGUGGCGCACCGCCCGCAGGGGCAUGACGGGCAUCCUGGGGGCAUGGCAUGAUCCCUGUGGGGGCAUGGCGCCCAGCACGGGCAGGGGAGCAGCCGUGAUGGCACCCCACCAGGAUCACGCUGCCGGGGGCGGUGCACUCCACCCCCCACUCCUCUUCCUCCGCCAGUGUCUGCCCCCACCUUGGCAGGGUGAGAGAAUCCCCUUUGAAAGCAGGGGUUGCAUUGGUGACAGCCACCUUUUUUCAGUUACAAAGACUCUCCAUGCUUUGGUGGAGAAGAAUACAAUGGGGGUGCAGUCAGCCCCACUGGGAAGCAGUCUUAGUGACAUAUUUGCAGCAUCACCUGCAGUGGCUGAAGUUCCAUGGCUCAUACGGUGGCAGAGCAGCCCCCAAAAUGGGUAAAGAUGGUGGUAGCAGAGGGACCACCCAGGAGGCCAUGUUAAGAGGGCCACAUGUGGCUCACUGAUUGCCCACACAUACACCAGACUGUGGAGGUAAGGUCCAUCCUGCUCUUGUGAAGAAUCUGGUCGGGGCUAUGAUUUGUAGCGAGAUGAGAUGCAGAUACAAAAUUCAGAGAAAUGGGGCGUGGGGAGGGAUUUUAAAUAUGAAGAAGGAGCAGGGCAACAACAGAAGAGAACUGACAUAGCCACAGGCAUAUAAAUUUAUUUUAUUUUAUUUUGACAAAGUAAUAAUCACAAAUAAAUAAGAAUAAAAAUGUGCACCCCACCACUGAGACCAUUUCAUUGUAACUAUUCAACCUCCGAAAAUUUCAACACCUCUUGUGAUGGUUUGACCCCUUUCUGUUUUUACAGUACAAAUUCUACAGACACCUUCCAUAUCUCCUCAAAAUCAUUUCUCCAGCAUAUUCCUCAUCCUACCUUAAUGGCACAUGUUAAUUUAUCAUUAAUAGCUAAAUCCCACACCAUUUUUCCAUUUUAUAUUCUGCUUUCCCCUUCCACUUCCUAGCUAUAAUAAUUCGUGCAGCUGUCAAUAAAUUUGUGAGCAAGUCGUUCAAAGCCUGCGAACCUUCCAUCCCAUCAUAAAUUGAUAAUAAUGCUUUAACCUAGUGAUUUCUGUUAUCAUAUGAAAAUUUAAGGCAGGCUUCCCUAACCUGGUGUCCUCUAGAUGUCUUGGGCUGCAAAUUCUAUCAUUUCUAGCCAUCGGCCAUCCUGGCUGGGGCUGAUGGGAGCUGUACUAAAAAAAAACUGGAGGGCUCCAGGUUGGGGAAGAAUGUACUGAGGGGGCAAUUGGGUUGGCUCAUAGUUAGGCAAGGAUUAUUUCGCAACAGGAGCUAAGAUGCAGAGUUGGAGUAAAGCAGGUAUGAGACUCAUGCAGAAGUCAAGGAGAGACCUCCGUGAAACAGGAAACUAGACAAUGAGAGUGCAAGAGACCCUGGAACCAAGCCUAGUCAAGGCAAAGUCGCAGCAAUGAGUCUCUUGAUGUCCAGGUAAGCUACUCGAUCUCACCAAGGCCAGAUUAGUAAAGAUUCCAGGACAAUUGUUGUUUUGGAGUUGUCCUUAGAUUGGCCACUUAAGCCCCACAUGAAACGCAUCACUAAAAGUGGGGCCACCAAUCUGCAUCAAAUUUGCACAUUAAAAAUUCUACACUCAACUCCUGAACUUUGUUCCGAAGUAAGGAGAACAGGAAUGGUUUCUUAAGGGCCAAAGUAACUUCACCACCAGAAGCCUUGUUGCGGAAGAGAAGCGUACCAGUUCCUUGAUGACCCUUCAGAUUAACCAGUCUCUGACUUUUUGCUUGUUUCAAUCAGAUUGAUGGGAUAACUGCAAACCUUCCAGCCAACGUUAAUCAAGGAGAAGCUGUCAUUUAUGAGCAUGGAGUGUACACAACACUGAGAGCGAAGUUUGGCCUGGCAGUGAGCUUUGACCUGGCCCACAGCCUUUUUGUCACCAUCCCCGCCGAAUACAUGGGCCACACCUGCGGGCUUUGUGGGAACUUCAACGGAGCUGCCGCUGAUGACUUUAUGAUGCAAGACGGCUCCUUGGGGAAGAAUGUCUCCUACUUUGCUGCGGGUUGGAAAUCUGAGACUGUGCCGGGCUGUGACGGUGGCUCAGCUGACCCCUACCCUCAGUGCCUGGAGCAGGAACAGAUCUUCCAGGCAAAAUGUGGAUGUUGGAUCAUCCAGAACCCCACUGGGCCCUUUGCUCCUUGUCGGUCUGAAAUUAGCCCUGAGCCCUAUCUGUCUGAUUGUAUAUUUGACCUCUGUGCCUCUCCAGGGGACAGCAGGGUCCUGUGCCAGUCCAUUCAGAAGUAUGCCGCAGCCUGCCAGAGAGAAAACCUGAGCAUCUCAGCUUGGAGGAACGAUACUUUCUGCAGUACGUAUCUUGGAGCUGUGUUACACUUGAAGCAGAGAAAUCUGUCCGUGUUGGUUUCUCAUCAUUUCUCAUUUUUCCCAGUCUUAAGUUCAGUUCUCCACAUUUUUGCAACGGUUUGCGAUUUAAAAAAUGCUCAUGAAAACCUGUAAAAAUGUAAUUGCACACUUCCCCCCAGUAUACACAUUUUUUGUACUGUAUUUUACCUGAUUUCCCAUUUUUGCAAAGCAACUUAUAUAAUGCACUUUAUAUGUUAUUUUCACUACUAUAUGCAUCUUAACGCACACUUUCCAUUAAAAGAAGGAUUUUUUUGUACACAGAUGGGAGCUGCAGAAAAGUGUGAAAUUUGAAAGAUAUCAGAACAUGCAAAUUAGGUAGAUUCUCAGUGAAAUUCAAGCUGAAUUCCUUCCCCUUCCCUACUUACACGCACAACAAUUACACUACAUGGACAUAAGAAGAAAAUGGUUAUAAUUAUCAUUAAACUUUCGUAUUUAGGGGGAAACAUGCCCAUAAGGAGAGAGAAAAUUGCUUUCUGUUUCACCGGCCUCACAAUUUACUUUAUUUAUUCUCCUCCAUUUCUUGUGGUGAAAAAAGUAUGUAAUAAUAAUAGCUCCCCCUGAAAAGGCUGCUGUAAUUUUUAAAAGGCUUUUGCUUCUCAGUGGGGUGGAAAUCGCAGAAUUUUACAAACUCGGUAUGGUAUUGAAGUAAACUUUACUCAGAGGAGAUCCGUUGAAAUUAAUGAACACGACUAAGUUAGGUACAUUGAUUUCAAUGGCUCUGAAUAAAACUUAAUUGAGUACCACCUUGGGGCUGAGCAAAAAUGGUCUCCCAAAUUUCUCCAUGGUUUUUGUGGGUGACAAAAUGGGUGUGUAAUGGGGACUGAUAUCCUUGGAGAGGGAGCUGAAAUUCUCCAACACCUUAUCUCUGAAAACUGUCUUUUGUUAAAAUUUGGUUUAUUUAAUGUUGAAUGAAACUCUGGGCUGCUCCAGACUGGUGGUGGUUGUUGCUGUUGUGUUCCAAAACGUUAAUGAUGCACAAAUAGUGCAUUAGCAGUGGGCUUAUCCACACACCAUUCUGCAAAGCUCAUACAAAUAACAAACUUAGUUGGUCUCUAAGGUGCUACUGGAAGGAAUUUUUUUAUUUUGUUUCGACUAUGGCAGACCAACACGGCUGCCUACCUGUAACCAUUCUGCUAUGUUAGUUGAUCCACAGCUGCAACCAACAUUAACGUCAGGAGUGCAGAAACCAUUUUGCCAAGCACCGUGUAGGGGAGGACUGAAAUCCUCUUUAACGGUUCAGGAGGAGGUCGAAAAAGAAAAGAUAAAUCUGAAACUUGCCAGAAAAUUAUUUUCAGGAAAAGUGCUUUCUUCUUCCCCACCCCUAGAUCUCCAGUGCCCACAACACAGUCACUACGAGCUCUGUGGCAGUCCUUCGCAUCAGUUGUGCUUCGGGACCUGGCUCCAGAACGUCUCUGCCUCUACUUGCUCUGAAGGGUGCUUCUGUGACGACGGUUACUAUUGGAAUGGCAAUGAGUGUGUCCUGCCUGAGCAGUGUGGCUGCAAGCAUGAUGGGCGCCACUACAAAGUGAGCUGGUUGUCCAGUCCAGUCAAAGCCAAUGUUAUAAUAAUAAUAGUUAUAAGAAAAACUGCUCCCUUUUCCUUUUGGGGUACGGUGGUACCUCAGGUUAAGAACUUAAUUCGUUCCGGAGGUCCGUUCUUAACCUGAAACUGUUCUUAACCUGAAGCACCACUUUAGCUAAUGGGGACUCCCACUGCCGCCGCCACGCAAUUUCUGUUCUCAUCCUGAAGCAAAGUUCUUAACCCGAGGUACUAUUUCUGGGUUAGCGGAGUCUGUAACCUGAAGCAUCGGUAACCUGAAGCAUCUGUAACCCAAGGUACCACUGUAUUCCAGAGCCUGUAUAGAGUCCUUAAGUGAGUUUCCUAUUGGUAGGACAAAACAACAGAGGCCAACCAGAUUAUAUUGAGAAUCAAAGUGGCUAGUAAGCCUGGUCUUUAUUCAAGGAACUGUUAUAACAGGGUCCCCACUCACCACACAUAGAAGGGAGGGAGAACCCUGAGCAAUGGUGCACAAACCCUUAUAUAGACUUUUGAAAUUGCCCACCCUGUAGCCCAAAACCACCUCCCCAAAACAUCAUACAUACAUCACAGAAGGAGGCGGUCUACAGCAGAAGUCCUGUCUGCCAGGAUAUGUUAUAAUGGUCACUGGUUGCAUUACCUGGACAGCUUGGCCAUUCUUUUGUGAUGGUUAAUACUUUAGUUCCUGAAUCCAGGUCACAGGCUCAAAUUCAUACAUAAAUACGCCCUUAAGACAGGAUUUGCAAGCAAAAAGACAAUGGGAUGGCUUUCCCCAUUUGCCUCCCUUGCUGCAGAGGAAUAUCUGAAGUCAUUGGGAGAGUCAAAAUGGCUCCAGGAUUGCUCUCCCAUACUAUUUCAGGCACAUGGUUCAUAUAUUUAGAUAUGUGCAUUUAUGAACAUUUAUUCUAUAUUUGAGACCUUAAAAUUCUUAUAAUGUUUGUUUGUCUGUUGUACUCCACCCAUCUGACUGGUUUGCCCCAGCCAUUCUGGGCAGCCACUUCCAACAAAAUAUAAAGGAACAUGGCAAAACAUAAAACAAUAAAAGCUUCCUGAAUAGUGCGUAAUUUGGGAGGGGUUAUAGAUCAGGAGUGGAGCCCUUGCUUUCCGUAUGGAAGGGACCAGGCAGCAGGUUGUGAGCAACACCUGGGCCUGAGAUUGUAGAGGGCUGCUAAAUAAGUCUCUUCUGCUUUAAGGCCACUUCCUAAUAUUACCCAAGUUAUUGCCCUGCCACCUUUGCCUAAGGCAGGAAAAUGUCUUGGGCCAGCUGCGGGUACAUUGAAGGAGUUAUACUAUAUGAUGGCCAUUUCCCUUUGUCUUCCUCAUGCAGGUUAGAGGCCAUAUCUGGCUGCCCGGCUGUGCUAAAAAAUGCAUCUGUGACCCCCAGGGCAAUUUCCGUUGUUUCGCAGCUAAAUGCAACCGGGGCCAGCAGUGCGCCCUGAGGGACGGACAGUGGGGCUGCCGGAGUUUCCUGACCACCUGCGUUGUGACGGGAGACCCUCACUACUUCACCUUUGACGGUGCAGUGGUGCACUUCCAGGGCAGCUGUGACUACGAGGUCUCUUACACUUGCAACUCUUCCCGGGAUUUCUCCUUCCGGGUUAUGGCUGCCAACAGGCAUUUCUGGAAACCCAGCGUAUCCUUCGUUUACCGAGUUGAAAUCUGGCUCCUCACCAGCCACUCGAGUUUCCACAUCGUCCUAGAGAGAGGCAAAGCUGCCCAUGUGAGUUGAGGCGGGAUGCUCACUGUUAUCAGGCCUGUGAGCUUGCGCUGAUUUAGUCAGCAGGGCCAUGGACCUGGUGUUGGAAUUGGAACUGGAGGGUGUGUGGCCAGUGGCGGCUGGAGCCCAUUGCAACUGGUAGGGUGGCUGGACAAUGGUAGGCAGAGUUAGAACGAAAGAUAGGGGGAACCAACUGUGGUGAUCACACAGGGUCCCCGGACGUUUCACCGUCUAUUGAUCCCUGUGCCACCACUUUAUUUCUCGCUGCCACCACCCAGGCCCUACCUGGUGCAAUACUGAGUCCAGUCAGGGUUAAAUUGGAACAUAAACUUUUGUUUAUUUAUUGCAGUUUAACAAGCGUGUGGUUUCAUAAACAGUAUUGGUCAAUUACAUGCAUGGGGUGCCUAUCCAGACCUAUAACUUCCGCUACCUGCUCUCACUCACUAAACCACCUCUCUGAUAUUUGCUUGUCUUCCUAGCCCCUAACUGUUCCUGACUCAGCUUAUUUCGCUACACUAACUCAACCUCCCCACAGACUCUAUCCCAAUUCACUCCCACUCCAACCAACCACCCAACUCCCAACAAACUCUCCCCUCCACCCCUCCCAGAGCUGGUUUUAUAGUCCCUCUGACUCCACCCCCCCCCAGGGUUCCAAUUGGGUAACCUGUUUAACUAUUUCACCUCCAGCACUCUCAUAUGUUAACGUCACACCAACUAAUGCUAGUUUGGCCCCCGCCCUCCUUUCUGCUGUGUUGCCGGAGCAAAACUGAGACCAAAGCAGAGGUGGUUGGCUGGCAUUGUCUUCUUGUAAGUAAGGUAGGCAGCUGGGGGGGUGGCUGAGGGCAGACCCAGGUUGGUGUGGCAGUGCCUACUGAGCUACCCUCUGUUGAACAUGGCUGGUUACCAGGCAAGAAAACAACGAACAGGGUGGUGAUACAAUGACUACUGCAAACGACACGAGAUAAUAUUGACGCAAGGCAACUAUCUGUAAACAAGCAAUAAGCAUCCAUAAAAAUGGCAGAAGUAGGUUCUUUCCCAAAUAGGUUUUAUCUUAAACAAUAGCAAACACAGUAAAUAAAGAGUUCUCUUGUGAUAUAUCAGUGGUUCAGUGCUCAUUUCUUCUCUUUCCAAAAAAGAUUUUGGAAAUUCUAUUAAAUAGGAGGUUUAACAAACUGAAGGACUUUGUCCUCUUUCUAUGCUCCUCCCGAUGGAAACACACAGAUGGAAACAGAUAUAUCCCUGCUUUAAGUCAUUCACAUACUGUCUUUUCCUGUAUAUUAUUUAUUACAAAGCUUGAUGACUAAGCUCUUUAGCGACGAAAUGUCUGAUUACCAGACCGACGUCUGAGCACUGAACCACUGGUAUAUCACAAGUGGACUAUUUAUUACUGCAUUUGCAAUUGCUCUAGAUAAAAUCUAUUUUGGAAAGAGAAGAAAUGAGCACUGAACCACUGAUAUAUCACAAGUUAGCUCUUUAUUUACUGCCCUGGUUCAAGACCCCCACCGCCUUACUGUUAGCAACACAGCUAACAGGAAAAACAAAGCUAGUACUACAGAAACUGCUUUUCUUUCCCUGCCCCUUUUAAUAUACAGGUUAAUGGCAGAAGGACCCAGUUGCCAGCCCAUGUUGGAUCCAUUGCUCUGAUCUUCAGACUGAGGCACAUGGUGGUCGUAAGAACGAAAGCCAACUUGGAGAUCCAGUUCAAUGGGGCCAGCAGUUUGUUCAUCCGUGUGGGCCCAGAGUAUCAACAUCAGCUGUGUGGAAUAUGUGGAAAUUUCAACGGUGAUGCCACUGAUGAUAAAGUCCUGCUCAGCGGAGAGAAAGAUCUGAGUGAUGCAGAGUUUGGGAAUGCCUGGAUAUCAAGCACCAGCCCCAAGUGGUAGGAGUAUUCACUUUCCCCCAGAGCUAAAAUGGAACCUGCUCUGUUCUCCUGUGACCUAUAUUCCAUGCAAACAGGGCUGGUCCUGCCAUAAGGCAGAGUUGAAUUAGCCAGCUUAGACAGCAGAUGCCGUGGUGUGUCACACAACCUGCCCUACACCUUGUAAAAUAGCCUGCUGGCCGCAGAUGCUGUGUGUUUAAGUAAGAUUCAACCACUAGUCCACUGAGAUUCUGUACAUGGAAUUGUGGGGGAGCCAUUUUUUAAUUUUAUUUUUUGCCUCGGGUAGCGAAAAAUCUUGAGCCAGUCUUGCAUGAAACCCUUUCUUAGGGAAACACAACUGCCCAACCUUAUCAGCAGAGGUGUUGGAAGAAAAGCAGUUCUCUCACAAGGCAGUCCUCUCUCUCUCUCUCCAAUUGCCGCUAGAGAGGCUGUUGACGUAUUAUCUUCCCCUAAGGAGAAGAGAGAAGAACGAGAAACACUCUGGUGAGCUACCAUCCAACUCCCAGUUGUGGUUCCUCCGUGCCCCAAUGGCCACCGGAGGAUGUUUUGUUUUUGUUUUUUUAAUAUAAUAUUUAUUGGUUUUACAAAAAAAAUAAAAUAAAUAAAUACAAAAAUUCCAAAACAUACAAAAAUACAAAAAUUCCAAAGACAAAAAACAACAAUAACAAUGACAAAAAGAAAGCAAAAGAUAACAAUAACCAUAAAAAAGAAAAAACAGAAAAAUUUAAAAAUUUAUACUUUCAUUUAACCUUCUUAUCUUUCCUUAGUUCUUUGACUUCCCCGCACCUCCCCACUUGUAUUUCCAUUUAAAAACUCCUUUCAGCAAAUCCUUACCCUCCUUCCUUUAUCUUAACUCAAAAACUUAAUCUAUUUAUAAAUAGAUAUUUUUACAACCUUAUCAAUCAAAUAUUCCAUGCUCUUAAACGCAAGGCUUUUGCCAAUACCAGUUAUUUUCAAUCAGACCUCAAUUUAACAUUCAUUAAUUUUAUAGUAUUUCUGUAAAUAGUCUUUAAAUUUCUUCCAAUCUUCUUCCACCGACUCUUCUCCCUGGUCACGGAUUCUGCCAGUCAUUUCCGCCAAUUCCAUAUAAUCGAUUACCUUCAUCUGCCAUUCUUCCAGAGUGGGUAAGUCUUGUGUCUUCCAAUACUUUGCGAUAAGUAUCCUUGCUGCUGCUGUUGCAUACAUAAAGAAAGUUCUAUCUUUCUUUGGCACCAAUUGGCCAACAAUGCCCAGGAGGAAGGCCUCUGGUUUCUUUAAGAAGGUAUACUUAAAUACCUUUUUCAACUCAUUAUAUAUCAUUUCCCAGAAGGCCUUAAUCUUUGGGCACGUCCACCAAAGGUGAAAGAAUGUACCUUCAGUUUCAUUACAUUUCCAACAUUUAUUAUCGGGCAGAUGGUAGAUUUUUGCAAGCUUGACUGGGGUCAUGUACCACCUGUACACCAUUUUCAUUAUAUUCUCUUUUAAAGCAUUACAUGCUGUAAACUUCGUACCUGUGGUCCAUAACCGUUCCCAGUCAGCAAACAUGAUGUUAUGUCCAACAUCCUGUGCCCAUUUAAUCAUAGCAGAUUUUACCGUUUCAUCCUGAGUAUUCCAUUUUAGCAGCAAGUUAUACAUUCUUGAAAGUGUUUUAGUUUUGGGAUCUAGCAGUUCUAUUUCCAACUUUGAUUUUUCCACCUGGAAGCCAAUUUUUCUAUCCAAAUUAUAGACCUCUCUUAUUUGGUAAUAAUGCAACCAGUCUCGCACUCUAUCUUUUAGUUUCUCAAAACUCUGCAAUUUGAAUUUAUCUCCUUCUUGUUCCAAGAUCUCCCAAUAUUUUGGCCACUUGGCCUCCAUAUUGGGCUUUUUCAGAGCCUUUGCCUCCAUUGGUGAUAGCCACCUUGGGGUUUUAUUCUCCAAUAAGUCUUUAUAUCUUAUCCAGACAUUGAACAAUGCUUUCCUGACAAUAUGGUUUUUAAAUACUUUGUGAGCUUUAACCUUGUCAUACCACAAAUAUGCAUGCCACCCAAACACAUUAUUGAAACUUUCUAAGUCCAAAACAUCAGUAUUUUCCAGAAGUAACCAAUCCUUCAACCAGCAGAAAGCUGCUGAUUCAUAAUAAAGUUUAAAGUCUGGCAGGGCAAAUCCCCUCUUUCUUUAGCAUCAGUCAAUAUUUUAAGUUUUAUCCUGGGCCUCUUGCCCUGCCAGACAAACUUAGAGAUAUCUCUCUGCCACUUCUUAAAACAAUCCAUUUUGUCUAUUAUUUGUAUCGAUUGAAACAAAAACAGCAUUCUUGGCAAUACAUUCAUCUUGAUGACAGCAAUUCGACCUAACAAGGAAAGCUUCAAAUUUGUCCAUAUUUCUAAAUCCUUUUAAUGUCCGACCAACACUUUUCAUAAUUGUCUUUAAAUAAAUUCCCAUUUUUAGCUGUCAUAUGAAUCCCCAAGUAUUUCACUUUUUUUACCACUGUUAAACCUGUCUCAUUCUGAAACCUCUCUUUUUCAAUCGGUGUUAAAUUCUUCUCAAGUACUUUAGUUUUAAACUUAUUCAGCUUAAAACCUGCCACCUGACCAAACUCUUGAAUCAGUUCUAAUGCUCUUUUCGUACUAGAUUCUGGCUCCUGUAAUGUCAAUACAAGGUCAUCCGCAAAUGCUUUCAGUUUAUAUUGUUUCGCUCCGACCGUUAUACCCUUAAUCAAAUGGUCCCUUCUUAUCAUAUUUAACAGAACCUCCAGAACAGAAAUAAAAAGUAAUGGGGAAAUUGGGCAGCCUUGUCGUGUCCCUUUCUCUAUCUUAAUUUCCUCUGUUAUCACAUUAUUAACUAUUAAUUUAGCUUUUUGUUCUGAAUAAAUUGCAUUUAUACCAUUUUCAAACUCUUGGCCUACCCCCUGGAGAUUUUUCUUCAUAAAACUCCAGGAAAUGUUAUCAAAGGCUUUCUCUGCAUCCACAAAAAUCAGAACUGCUUUAGUGUUAAUCUCCUCUUGCAGCUUCUCCAGAAUAUCAAUUAUAUUCCUUGUGUUAUCCGAAAGAUGUCUAUCUGGAAGAAAGCCAGCUUGGUCCUUGUGAAUCACUUCUUUAAGCCUUUUUGCUAAAAUGUCAGCAAAAAUUUUGUAAUCCACAUUUAACAGGGAUAUGGGCCGAUAGUUCUUAAGCUGUGUCUUUUCAGUCUCAGACUUUGGUAUAAGUGUAAUAAAUGCGUCCUUCCACGACUCUGGCGCUCUUUUCCCCUCUAAAAUUUCAUUGCAAACCUCAGUUAAUGGUCGAAUUAACCAGUCUUUCAGGGUUCUGUAAUAUUUUGAGGUUAAACCGUCCGGUCCUGGAGAUUUUCCCAGCUGCAUAUUCUGAAUGGCACCUUCAACCUCCUGUUCUGUAAUUUUAUAAUUCAGCAAUAUCUUGUUAUCCUGAGAAAUUUUUUGUAAUCCAUUGGUUUUCAGAAAUUGCUCUAUUUCAAAUUCUUUCUGAGGCCCUUGUGUAUAUAAUUGUUUAAAAUAUCUCUGGAAGCAUUUCCUAAUUUCUUCUGGAUUCUGGAUAUUUUUCCCUUCCACUUCCAAAUUAGUAAUAGUAUUGAGUUUUUGUCGUUUCUUCAACUGCCAAGCCAGCAGUUUCCCACAUUUAUUUGCCGAUUCAAAAGUCUUUUGUCUCAUUUGUUUAAUUUUCCAUUCCACUUCUUGAUUUAUCAAUUUCAUAUACUGCACUUGGUGCAAUUUUAUUUCCCUCAGAAUCUCUUGUGAGUUGGGCUUCACUCUCAGUUUCUUCUCGCCCUCCUUUAUUUUUUCCAAAAAUUUUUCUUUCUUUACAUUUUGGGCCCUCUUCUUAACUGAAUUCUGUUGAAUCAGGAAGCCCCUCAUAACUGCUUUACUUGCGUCCCAGAUUAUUCUUUUUUCUACAGCUGUAUUCAAAUUUAUCUCAAAGUAGUCUCUCAAAGUCUUUUGGGCCUUCUUAAUCACCUCUUGAUCUCUAAACAAGGUGUCAUUCAUCCUCCAUCGGAAGGAACCAGUAGAUGUUAACUUCAUCUCCAUUCUCACGGCGUUAUGGUCGGAGCAUGUUUUUGGGCAGAUCUCUACCUUCCUAACCUUAGGUGCCAGUCCUCUAGUAGUCCAGAUUUGGUCAAUUCUUGUCCAUGUCUUUUGGGCUUCAGAAAAAAAGGUUCCUUCUCUACCAAGGGGAUUCCUAGUUCUCCAAAUGUCAAUCAGAUCCAUAUUGUCAGUUAAUUCAAAGAAUGUUUUCGGUAGUCUGCCAUCUUUAGUGACUACCUCUCUUUGUGACUUGUCCAUAUUUGUGGAAACCACCCCAUUCAUAUCUCCCAUAAAAACAGUGUUAUAGUCCAUAUAGUCCAUCAAGAUCUCAUGCAACUUUUUGUAAAAUAUAGAUUUCCCCUCAUUUGGUGCAUAUAAGCCUACUAUCAAAAAUUUUUCUCCUUGUACUUGAAUUUCAAUUGCUAUGAGUCUUCCUUGUUCAUCCUUAAAGACGAAUUUUGGUGAGAGGCUCUCCUUUGCGUAAAUGACCACUCCUCGUUUUUUAACUUUAUCUGAUGAAAUAAAUUCUUGGCCCAAUCUCUUAUUAAUCAAUAUUUUCCUGUGGAGCCUCAUCACAUGAGUUUCCUGUAAGCAAAUUAAAUCCAAUUGUUCUUUUUAAGUAUAUGAAAUACUUUCCUCCUUUUUUCCGGAGAAUUUAGGCCACAAACAUUCCAAGUUAAAAGUUGCAGAGCCAUGAUGGUUUCUUUAUUUUCCUCCAACUGCUCCCAAUAACUCUUCUUCCUCUGUUGGUGGUUUCACCUUCUCUGUCUUGUCCUCUCCCGAAGGUGGUGAUGUAGGAUCCAAUCCUGGUAAAGAGGCUUCUGGCUCCUCCCCCAAUCCUUUUUGUAGGUCCUCUUGAUGGUCUCUCAAAAAGUUCUGUUUCUCCUCCACAGAUUUUAUUUUAAUUUUCUUGCCUUUAAAACUGAAAGAUAGGCCUUGAGGAAAUUCCCACCUGAAAAAAAUUCUGUUUCCUCUCAGCAGCGUCACCAGGUCCCGGUAGUUGGACCUAAGCUCCAAAAGGAACUUUGGAAUGUCUUUAAAUAUUUCUAUCCUUGAGUCUUGUAUUAUCAAUGUAUUUCGGUAGUGUGAGCUCAAAAUUUUAUCUCGUUCCUCCUUAGAUCGCAAGGUAAUCAGGCAGUCUCUCACUCUGUUCUUUCUUGCUCCUCUUCCAAGCCUGAAAGCAGACGUUAUCUUGAAAUCUUCCUUAUCAUUCAAUUGCCAAAAAUUGGCAAAUUCUUGUGUCAAAAAGUCUACCAGGCUCUCUUUCUCAAGCUCAGGUACUGCUCUGAUCCUUAAGUUGGUCUGUUUCUCCUUUAGCUCAAUCACAGAUAACAAUUCCUGGUGCGUUCCCAAUCUUAUGUGAUGCUCUUCAACUUGUUUAAUUAAAGGUGGUAAUUUUUCUUCAGCAGCUACCGCCUUUUCUCUAGCUUCCAAAGCUAUUUUUUGGGUUUCAGCAGAUUGUUUCAGUAAUUUUUUGAUCGCAUCUGUAUUUUCAUUAGUCUGUCGAGUCAGCUUAUCAAUACUUGCAGAGUUUUGUCUAAUAGCUUCUAGUGCCUCGGCAUUCUGUUGACCCAAUUUUUCAAAACCUUCAUUAACAAUUUUAAAUAAACUGGCAAGUCCUUCUUCCCCUUUGUUUGCAUUGGAUCAUCUCCUUGUGGCCCAGCGAUGGAUGGCCUGCGCUGUUGCUGUUGAGCAAUGUUGCUCUGUUGCCUGCCUUUCCCGGACCUCAAGGUUCUUUCAUCCAUGGCACUUUAUCUAGAAAUCAAGGUCACUCUCACAGUUGGAGUUGUUUUGCUGUUAAGCUUUCCCAGGCUGCUGUUGAGUGGAAAAUUCCUCAGUCAGUUAGAAACUUUUUCCCCUUUGGCCUCCAGGGGGACACAAGUAAUAAAGUAUCAAGAAUAAAAACUCUUAAAAACUUUUUAAGAACCCCUUCAGCCAAAGAGGCAACUUUUUUCCCCAAAGUUUCAAUUUUGUGAAGUUAAUAGGCAAGAAGAUACAUUGUCCAUUUAGAGUGCUAACAAAAUAUCCAAUCUUUCCAAACCUGGCAGUCUGUCCCCAGGGAUUGAGAGGUGGUCUUCGUUUCCUUAUCACUCUUUAUUUUACACAAAAAUAACAAGAAAUACUGUCCCUUCUUCCCCCCCUUCUCCAAUUAUGGGAGGGAAAAUUUUUAAAUUUGACGUCUGUGUUUCAGUCUCUUUUGACAGUCUUUGGUAUCGAACUCACACAGUCUUUGCUUUAAUCCUUUAUACAAACCGGGAGGUGGACUUCCUUUUUACACCUUCCCGCUUCAGCCAAAUUUAUUCAAAAAUUUUAGUUGGUCCUUCUAUAACGUCAAACCUACUCACGGGUUGUAGUUUUGACAGCCAAAUUGUCAAGGAAGAAAGGUCAGCGCUCUCCAGCAACAGCCGCACGGCUUCACUCCGCGAAAGUAGCAGAAGACUCACAGUGCCGCGCCACCCCCGUCCUGCUUCGGAGCCCCUCGCGGGGUUCCUUUGCCGUUUAGGGGCGCGCUCCAGGCACCCGCCGAGUCCCACGACCGCAGGCUUCCUCCGCCUGCGGGUUUCGAAAGGGUCUCCGCUGCGCCGUAGCGGAUCGACCCGAUUUUCGCGGAGCCUCUCCUCCGGGAUUAGGAGAAGAUCGCCAUUGCUUGUUGGCGCCGCCUCCGGAAGUCUUUUGAUAUUUGAUAGUAUUUUGAUAUUUUGAUAGUAUUUUGAUGUUUUGAUAUUUGAUAGUAUUUAGGGGAUGGCAUACAUUUUGCAUUUGACAAGUAGGCCGCUUAUGACAUUUCCUAUUUUAUGGCUCCCUUUUUUUAAAAACACACACACAAUACAUCUGAUCAGAUUUGAAGUUGUUGAAUGUUAAAUUCUGUUUUGUUUUGCUUCUUGUUUUUCAAAAUCACAUUAUAAUGUGGAUUAUUCAAAAUGUGAAAUGGCAGAAUUUGGCAAGAGGGUGAAUUUCAAAUAUUUUCAGAGUAUCCGUCAUAUUUACCAAGGGCAAGCAAAUUUUUGUUCAGAAGAACUUUCUGAUAUGAUUGUGAUUCGUGAUCAUUUUAAAUGAUGAGAUUAGUUUAACCGGUUUUCCUGAUUGUUUCACAUGGAUAUACAGUGUAACAUACAUUAUAAAGCACCUUUGAGUUAACAUUUUAACCAGAGUGGUGCAAAAAAUUUCAAUUAAUAAACAGCUGGUUCUCCUUCAGUCUUGCCACGAUUCUUGGGACUCAGCUAGUCUGGUAAAGAAAAAGUGAUUUAUAUGCAUUGUAUAUGCGAUAUAACAUUGUGCCACCAGAUGGCAACGUGGAGUCCCGUUUUUCUUUACCUGUUUUCCCUGUUUAAAUGUACAACGCUGUAGACUGAAACGCUUCUUUGAUGUGCCUGGAUCCAGCCUUGUUCUUCCCAUGAUUCUUUUAGGUGUCAGAACGACACUGGGCGUCUUCAUCCAUGUCCCAAACAACAUGUGUUUGAGCGGAAGUGUGCUAUCCUGAUCAGCGAUCCUGGGCCCUUCUCCGAGUGCCAUUGGCACAGAAGCCCUGACCCUUAUUAUGAGUCCUGUGUUUAUGACCUCUGCCAGUACGGACAGGCCAACCGCAUGCUAUGCGGAGCCAUUGAAGCCUAUGAUGAGAUGUGCACCAUUAUUGGUGUGAAGGUGACAAACUGGCGUUGGGAGAUUGGAUGCAGUAAGCAAAAAGGGGUAUUUGCUUUUAUGUUGAAGUGCUUGCACAUUAGGCCAAUAGCUACUUCUGCCUGAGAGCUUCCUCAGUAAGAUGCCUGGACCCCUUGCAAGAAUCUCUGGUUCAAGACUGCCAUCGGUUUCUGCUGGGUGAAAGCUCAGUCAUUGUGGAGCAUAUGUUCCACAUGCAGAAAGCCCCAACUUCUCCAGCUGGAGCUGGGAAAGCUUUCUGUCUAAAAUCCUGCCAGUGACCAUACAGUUGUCACCUAAGCAGCAGGAUAGCUUAUGUGGUUCCAUCUAGAUGUUGUUGGACUCCAGCUCCUAUCAGCCCCAGCUAGCAUCACCAGUAGUUGGUGGUGAUGGGAGUGUUAGGAUAUAGUUACAUUCCACCUUAAAAGGGUCAGGCAUGACUGUUGUGUAUCACAUGCCUGUUUAUAUCCAGCACAGUCUGCUGGGAACUUCCUUUGUAUGUUGCUUUUGCUAUACUGCUGUUUUGCUGGACACAAAGGCAUGCACACAUGUUUUCCUUUGUUCCUGAACUAUGUUGAAUAAAUGCUGUACAUUUUUGCUUGCACAUCUCUCUGUCUGCCUCUUCGCUGUGAGGUGAUUUACACACUCUGCUGACAGAGUGUGCACGGGUCUCUAAUCAUAUCUGAGGCUCGUUUCGCUGACUGACUGAUGCUGUUCCACGGGAGACCAGUGAUUGUCUGGAGCCAGCUGGGGGCCUGCCUGAUGCCCCCGUCUCCCCGCAUAGCUGUCAACUUUCAGAUUUGAAAAUAAGGGAUCAGCAGCCUCGAAAAUAAGGGAUCAGCAGCCUCACCUGUCCCAGGGACAGUCUAUGGGAUAUCUACCAAUCCAGGAUAGCAGCGGGAAGCAGUGGGAAAUGGCGCUGGAAUAAGGCAAUUUCCCGCCAAAAAAGGGAAGGUUGACAGCUAUGUCUCCCCGGCAGUAUCCCAACAGGGAGCUGUAGUCCAACAACAUAGAAACAUAGAGUUGGAAGGGACCCCCAGGGUCCCCUAGUCCAAUCCUCUGCUGUGCAGGAAUCUCAGCUAAAGCAUCCAUGACAGGUGGCCAUCAAACCUGUGCUUAAAAACCUCCAAGGAAGGAGAGCCUACAUCUGGAGGGCACCUCAUUGUCUAUCCUCCUGCAGACAAUACAAGAUGAUUUCUAGGUUGUUCCUGGUGCUACUGCUGUGAGUCAUAAGGACCCCAAGCAGGUUCUCUCCUACAUAGAGAUUCAACCAUUCUGUGUGUGCACUAAAUAUAAAAGAGGGGUAGAAUAAUCAUUACUAAUAGCUGUGUGUCUAUAGGACAAUAAUAUGCCCCUAACAUGCAUGCAAUACGCAUAUCAAUGUAAUAUUCUUGACAUCUCUGUCAAAGCUGCUGAGAGUCUCAUAAUUAAGAUCAGCCCACAAUAUCUUUGGGACUACAACUCCCAUCAUCCCUGACUAUUGGCCAUGCUGACUGGGGCUAAUGGAAUUUGCGCUCCCAAACAUCUGGAUUAGACAAAUGGAUAAGUCAAAUGUCUUAUGGCUAACCUCUCAAACAUAAUUUACCUUUGCCUCCUGUAGGAACCGUGAUAAUAAUAAUAAUAAUAAUAAUAAUAAUAAUAAUAAUACAUUAUUUAUACCCUGCCCAUCUGGCUGGGUUUCCCCAGCCACUCUGGGCAGCUUCCAAAAAAACCCUAAAAUACAAUAACCUAUUAAACAUUAAAAGCUUCCCUAAACAGGGCUGCCUUCAGAUGUCUUCUAAAAGUUUGGUAGUUAUUUUUCUCUUUGACAUCUGAUGGGAGGGCGUUCCACAGGGCGGGUGCCACUACCGAGAAGGCCCUCUGCCCGGUUCCCUGUAACUUGGCUUCUCAUAGCGAGGGAACCGCCAGAAGGCCCUCUGUGCACCAAAAUGUUUGACCGAUACAAAUGCAAAAAAGAGAGACCUUACCAGGACUUUGCCUUGAUAUGUUAAGUUUGAGCAUGAACGGCUUCCAAAGCAUUUCACGUUUUUCUCCCCCACAGGUUUUACCUGUCCGUUCAACCAGUAUUAUGACUUCUGUGGCCCGGCCUGCCCAGCCACUUGCGCCAACCUCAAUGCACCCUCCCAUUGCACAAAGCCCUGUGUGGCAGGCUGCUUCUGCCGAGAAGGCUAUGUUCUUCACUCCGGGGUGUGCGUGCCCAGGAGGAUGUGUGGCUGCAUGCUGGAUGGCCGCUAUUACCAGCUGGGAGAGGAAGUGAUCCUGACAGACACUUGCAGCAAGAAAUGUUCCUGCAAGCAGCCUGCGCGCCACAUGGAAUGCCAGGAACAUGCCUGCGGGCCUCUGGAAAUAUGCAAAGUUGUGGAUGAAAAACGGGGCUGUUACCCCAUGAAAAACGGCACUAUGUGGAUAUACAGCCAUUCUCGCUACAUCACAUAUGAUAAUCACAUUUAUGGUUUCCGAGGCGCCUGCAAAUACACCCUGACUACCUACUGUGGCCCCCCAGGAAAGCUUCCAGGUUUCACGAUCAAAGUGCUGAAUACACACAAGGCCUCCCUUGCGGUGACGACAGUGAAGCAGUUGGAGCUCGAUAUCUAUGGGGAGCAAAUUAUUAUAGAAGCAGGACAGGAAGACAAAAUACAGGUAAGGCUUUGCUGUGUUAUCCCUUGCUUCUCUGGCUCCCUUUCUGCCCCAAAUGUAGGAUGCAAAGGGCUCAUCAUACUAGAACCUGGGACAUUCAAGACAAGCAAAAAGUAAGUAUUCUUCACAAGGCACAUAGAUAAAGCUUUGGGAUUUGCUUUGACAAGAUAAUGUGAUGGCUAUCAGUUUGGGUCUGCACCAAAUCUUUCAGCAUUCAUUGGAUGCCUACAAAUUCUAGUGUUAUGAAAGAGAGAGAAGAACUUAUUUCUAUCUGCCUUCUACAUAAUGUACAGCCGUACCUUGGUUGUGGAACUUAAUCCGUUCUGGGAGUCUGUUCGACUCCUCGAACGGUUCGAAAACCAAUUGGCUGCAAGAGGUUCCUGCACUCAAUCGGAAGCCACAGAAGCAACAUUGGACGUUCAGCUUCCGAAAAAUGUUCGCAAACUGGAACACUCAUUUCCAGGCUUGCGGCAUUCGGGAGCCAAAAUGUCCAAGUACCAAGGCAUUCAACAACCAAGGUAUGACUGUAUACAGUUUCAGAAACUUCUGUCAUGCCACCUCUAACAAGCUUUUUCUCUAAACUGGGAAGUCUCAAAUACUGCAGCCUUUCCUCCGCCCCCUUGACCAUUUUGGUUGCCUGCUUCUGAACCUUUCCCAACCCUUCGAUAUCCUUUCUGAGCUGAGGCGACCAGAACUAUAAACAGAAUUCCCAGUGUGGUCACACCAAAGAUUCGUAUAACAGUAUUAUGUUAUGGGCACUAUGAUAUUGACAUAAAAAUUCAGGCUUGAAAACGGAGACUUCUUAAAGCGCAAGUUGGAAUAAAAUGCAGGCUUUGUCACUUAUAAACUAUAAAAAGACUUCAUGCCUAUUCACGAUUGUCCAGGGUACCACCUUCAUUCAACGAAGCUAAUCUGGAAGGCUCUGUUUCCCUGCCACCUAAUUUAAUGCGCUAUUUGUAUUUUUAUGGUUUGAUUGUACUUUUUUUUAAAGAAAUUGAGAACUGCCCAGAGAAUUCCUGUUAUGCGGCAACCUUUUUAAAUGUUGUUAAUAAAUAAAUAACAAAUGCAUCGCUGGCAAGCUUAAACCCUUGGCCUUGACAUAGACAUGUCACAGAAUGUUCGCAUCCCCAUUUUUGUCCUAGGUAAAUGGGUACCUGAUGAACCUGCCUGUCACCCUCGCAUCAGGGAAACUCAACGCCUAUUGCAGUGUCUCUGGCCGCUUCGUCAUCGUUGAGACCGAUUUUGGCCUCUCUUUCUCCUAUGACUGGGUUUUCUACGUGUCUGUUUCUCUCCCCGAGACUUAUUCCGGCUCCCUUUGUGGCCUCGGCGGAGAUUUCAAUGGGAACCGCCUUGAUGACUUCAGGACCCCCAAUGGUACUCUGGUAAAGAAUGCUCAUGCGUUUGGAAACAGCUGGAUGCAUGCAAGCUCUCCGUUCUACUGCAGAGCAGUUGGGGCUAUGUCUGAGUGCAGCGAGACUGAAGCAGCCAGGUUCAGAUCGAAGGACCGCUGCGGAAUUAUAAGCGAUGUGAACGGGCCGUUUAAACACUGUAACAGCCCAGAAGAUGUUCGGCUCCACUUGGAAAACUGUGUGAGGGACAUGUGCGCAAGCACAAGCGGCCUCAAGACUCUCUGCGAGUUGCUGCAGAGUUAUUCCCAGCAGUGCCAAGCUAGAGGCAUCAACAUUCAGCCGUGGAGAGAGAUUGCUGGAUGUGGUAGGCAAUUUUUCAGUAGAGAAAAAUAUAUUUAG
Podarcis lilfordi (Lilford's wall lizard) is the source of this 25122-nucleotide messenger RNA. Lineage: Eukaryota; Metazoa; Chordata; Lepidosauria; Squamata; Lacertidae. The record is from the annotation of a GenBank genome assembly.